UUCAACACUUCAAAAAAUCACCUUCAUAUACAUCUAAUAAAACCAAGAAUAUCCAAGAGUUCCAAGUAGGAAAAAUAGUGUAAUUGAUCAAGAAAAAUGGCAAGGAAGAGAAAGGUUGCUGAAGCAAUUGAAGAAGAAAACAUGGAAUCAUGGCAUGAAAUGAUCAAAGAAGGUGGAGCAUUAGGAGAAUCUACAAGAAGAUCAAGAAAGAGGUUUGUUGGUGUGAGACAAAGGCCAUCAGGAAGAUGGGUGGCUGAGAUCAAAGAUACCAUUCAGAAGAUCAGGGUUUGGUUAGGAACUUUUGAUACUGCUGAAGAAGCUGCAAGAGCCUAUGAUGAAGCAGCUUGGAUCCUCCGCGGAUCCAAUACUCGAACCAACUUCAAUCCUUGCUAUCCUCGUUCCUCUUCAAAUCCUGCUCUUUCCUCAAAGAUUGCAAAUCUCCUCCUUCAAAGGCUUAAAGCAAAGAAUAAUAUCAUCUCUUGUUCUAAUCUUAGUACUACUCACCAACAAGAUCAUCAAGCUGAUGUGUAUGGAGCAGAGUCGAAAGCUUUCUCGAUUGAUCAAUUCGCAGAUUUCCUUUAUGAUCCUGAAGCUUGUAGCGCAAGCAACAACAAAUUUAGUGAUAAUAUUGAACAAAUUGCUUGCAUCACUAGUAGUUUCGAAUCGUGUUUAACAGAGAAAGAUGCAAAAAGGGAUAAAGAAAUGGAUGCAACACAAACAUCAAGCAUUGACUCGAAUUCAAGAGUGAAAAAUGAGGAAGAAAUCGAAGAAGAAGAAGAAGGUUUGAUUGUUGAGGAUUUCAGGUUCUUGGAUGAGAAUUCUAUUGUUUCAUCAAGUUACUGUUAUUCUCCUUUUGAGAUUGUUGAAGAGAUGGAGGAGCCUGUGGAGGCAGAGAACUAUGAUGGUGAUGAUGAGCCUUCAAUGAUGAAAGCUAUAAUGAACAGAAUGAAGUAUGAGAGAAAGUUCUCAGCUUCUCUCUAUGCCUUCAAUGGGAUACAUGAUUAUGAGUGCUUGAAGUUGAAGCUUCAGUCAGGGAACAUAAAGAGUAGAACAGGAAUUUCAGAUCAAAUUAGCAAACUUAACAAGGCUUGCAGCAAGAACAAAAAUGAGGUUAAUAAGGAGGAAGAUGAAAAGGAAAAGGAGAAGGAAUCCAUUGAUGGAGAUUUGUUGUUUUGGAACUCCCUUAAUCUCCCUAAUAUUUUCUAACUUACAAUUAGUUUUAUUAAUUUCAGUAACUUUGGUGCAUGCUCAUAUGUAGUAAUCAAAAUGAGCAAAUAUU
This is a messenger RNA of Arachis duranensis, 1279 nucleotides long. Its product is annotated as ethylene-responsive transcription factor ERN1-like. Gene Ontology annotation, molecular function: DNA-binding transcription factor activity; DNA binding. The record is from RefSeq and is a predicted model, not a curated record. Gene Ontology annotation, biological process: regulation of DNA-templated transcription. The transcript has a single exon. Lineage: Eukaryota; Viridiplantae; Streptophyta; Magnoliopsida; Fabales; Fabaceae. Bases 97 to 1206 code for a protein of 369 amino acids.